Molecule: messenger RNA, 8964 nt
Organism: Micromonas commoda
Lineage: Eukaryota; Viridiplantae; Chlorophyta; Mamiellophyceae; Mamiellales; Mamiellaceae
Exons: 1
Coding region: 1-8964 (2987 amino acids)
Molecular function (GO): protein binding
Source: RefSeq, a predicted model, not a curated record
AUGAAAGCGGGGUUCCUCGGGGGGCAGAGGAGGUCUACCAGGGCUACCAGGGUGCGGGUGCGUGAUGCGCCCGCCGCAGACGACGACGACGACGAGGACGUCCCGCCUCCCCUCGUCCGCGACAGCGACGGCUCUGAUGACGACGACGAUGCGGCGAGCGACGAUGGCCCGCCCUCGCUGGUUGAGUUCCGCGGUUCCGGAAGCGACAGCGACUACUCGACGGUAUCGGGCGAAUCUCCGCCGCCCCUCGUAGACGACGACGAAGAGUUCGACUCCGACGCCGACGUCUCCGACCCCGACGAGUCCGGCGACGGCCGCGCUCGGGCCCGGGGCGCCCGAGUGAAUGGUCCCGGCGCCGGGUCCGCCGCGUCCAGGUCGUCCAAGUCGAUCGAGAGGGACGGAUCGUACUACUGCACGUGGAAGAUUCCCGGGGUACGUCAGGGCAUGGACAACCCGACCAGACAACAGUACCACACACAGUACGUGGACGUGGGCGAGAUGUGGGACAACCUCGGAGGCCGAUGGGACGACGACACCGAUAAAAACAACGAGCUCGCCGGACUCCAGCCGGUUCAACAACGCGCGCGAUUGAUCCUGUACCCGAGCGGGGACUCCGCGUCGAGGCGCGGGUGGGCGUCGUGCUACCUGCAGAUGAAGCAGUUCCAGCGCGUGCGGACGGACGGCGGCGACGAGUGGGUCGAACACAACAAAGGGGGGAUGUUCUUCUCCAACUUUGCGCACUACUACGUCGCACCCACGCAAGGUCUGCGCGACGACGAAAUCCCGGGGUUCUGGGAAGAGCUACCGCCCGCGUUCUACACCUACCACAGAUUCAACAUGAACAGGAGGUCUCACGGAUGGGCGGACUGGUGCCAAGAGGCGAAGCUUCGCGAGCAUCUCGACCCGGACGGCGCCCUGUGGGUGACGGCGAAGAUAACCAUACUGAAGGAGAGAAGCCAGCUCUUCCCCGACGAUCGCGGCCGAGGCGUCGGUGGGGUCGGCGGCGAGGUUGGAAGCGGCAGGUUCACGUGGCACAUCGAGAACAUGGACUCGUUCCUUGGCAUGAUGAAGCAACACAAGGUGACCUCGCCUGAAUUUCGGUGCGGCGUGAGCGACAUGCCGUUUUGCGUAUCCGUCCACGAGACAGAUCCCAUGGACAAGUCGGGUUCAAACCUCGGCCCCGCGGACGCGAGUAGUAAGGGUUUAGGGAUCGACCCGAACGAAAAGGUUUCGCAGCUGUCGAUAUGCCUCGAAGUCGCCGACGCUUACACGAAGGAGCGCCGGAUCAGCUUCACCGACACCACCUGGCUCCUUUUCCGCGUGACGCUCCACCACAUCUUUGACAGCAAGGCGAGCAUCCACCGGGAUACGUACGGUCGUAUGGCACGGAACAACCCCAUGGGGGAUGACGAGUCAUUAGGCUUCAGAUCGUUCAUCCCCAUGGAGGACUUUGUCGAAAGCGGCUACCUCGGGCUCCGUGAGAAGGAAAACAACACCAGCAUCACGGUGACGUUCCUCGCGCUGAGGGAGGCGUCGGAGGCGAAGACGUCGUCGUGGUACGCUCUUCCGUCGCAGUGCAGGGAUCCAGUGCUGGCGGCCGCAUCGCAGAAGCCGGGGGGACCCUCGGUGGGCGCACAGCUAUCGGUGGGGAAACCAUCCACCGCACCAGGAUCGUUUACGGUGACGCACGCGCCGGUCGUCAAAGGCAUCGCGGGCGGGAUUCCGGACGAACCUAGAACAGCUAUCAAGGGCAAGCGCCCCAAGGGUCAACGGCCGCAAGAUAACACGGAUAACGGUCGCAUGCAGUGCGUGGGGCGCUUCGUGUGGCGAAUCGACAAGUUCAGCAAGCUCAAAGACAUCGUGAAGAAGCGCAAGAUCAGCAAUCUGAGCAUAAAGUCGCCGCAGUUCACGGUGGGCGGAUACAGCAUGCGGCUGAUCAUGUACCCGCGCGGUAUGACAAAUGAUAACCAGGAUAAACCGCCAACGCACAUGGCCGUCUUCCUCCAGGUCUCGCCCGGGCGAGGACACGUUGGGAAGGGAAUGUUCAGUUACAGAUACAGAGAGUCUGACAACUUGCAACUCUGCAACAACUCUGACGACUUUGUAAGCUCACUCUGGAGCUGUUUCGUGUCGCACAAGCUCGGCUUGUUAAACCAGAAGGACCCGAGCAAGUCUAUCAGCCAUAACGACCAGAAAAGGCACUCGUACGAACAAAGUAAAUGGGGCUACGAAGAGUUUGUGCACUUAACCAGGGUCUUUGACGACAAGGAAGGAUUUUUGGUGGACGACUCUCUGGUGCUCACAGUCGAGACACUCGUCAUGGCAGAGUCCGGCGAGGCCACCCCCGGGCCCCGUCUGUGGACCCCGCCCAGGGCGUUGUGGCACUUCGACCCCCUGACGCCGAAAGGCCGCGCGAGCAGAAUCCUGAACGCAGAGCUAGUGAAGGUCUUUGACUGGAUGGGCGUCAAGUCCGCGCCAGACGACGAGCAUUACCUGAACCUCGAUGCCACCCUCAAGGAGGCUUUGGAGGAGUGCCGUGUGGAAUACCCCGACGACCCCAUGUUCUCCUGGACCUGGGAUCCAACCAUAUGCGAUCCAGAGAAGGUUUACCCGGACUGGGAGUAUGCCGCGAAGGAUGACUUUUUCAGCGUCAACGCGGCUCGAUCCUGUUUCGCGAUGUGCUGUCAACUCGACUGGAUGGACGCGGAAGGGAUGCUCAACGGCGAGAGGCCGGUGCCGACGUCGGAGACACCGAGGCUGUGGACACUCUUCGGCAUCGCGCUGCGGUGGGACGAGGCGAGUGCAAACCCCCCCGAGUCAUGGAGGUUAUCAAAUCAAUUCCAUGAGCUCCUCACCGAUUUCAUGGAGGCAUUCCGCGACAUGUUCGCCAAGAUUGACCAGUCUGUUGACCAGUAUAAGCUCGCCGGAUUCAUGGACGUGUUCUACGAUCGGGAGAAUACCAAGGACGGGGACGCGAUACAAACGAACAAAUGGCUGUGUUUUUUCCGGAUGCUGCGGAUCAUGUCCCUGCAGUACCUCGCGUUCCAGUUUCCCGAUCGGAAGAUUCGUUCAAAGGUGAUCUCAGAGCUGCGCACUCCGGGCGCCCCGGCACUUCCUCCUGUCUUCUACGAGAGAAAAGAGGCAUUUGUCGUCCACAAAGACGGGAUGCAGUUAUGCGUGCUCGACUACCCCCACUUGAUGUUCUUCUUCAGGUGGCACCCACGCACGGCUUAUAUUACUCAUUACCCUUUCGGCUGCAUGGCGAUGGAUUUCAGCUGGAAGAUUGACAACUUCACGAUCUUCCGUGAUGUCAUCGAGCAGGAGAGAGUGUUUACCAACGUGAUCAACUACAAAAAUCUCGUCGACCUGGAACUGUUCAUGCUCGCGAACAACGGCCAGCUCCGCUUCAUCAUCAAAGCCAAACCGGGGAGAGGCUAUCGUCGUCAGAUAUCGUCAGCUAUCGUCAGCUAUCGAAUUGCGGUGAUGAACGCGAAACAACCCACCAAGACUGUGUGGCUAACCGGAAAGUUGACGACGAACGACCAAGACGCCGAGUUGGAGUACAUGCCGUUGACCACGCUGCUGGACAGGGAGUCCGGGUUCCUGCAGAAAGAAUCCAUCACCGUGCAGAUGUGCAUGGUCGAUCUCCUGCUCCAUUCCGGAACCACAUCAUCGUCGCCGGCAACCGCCCUCGCCGCGCCGGCGGAGAAGGCGACGUGCCUAGGCGGGUUGGACGAAUCUCAUAGCGAGACGUGGCACAGGAUGGGGAAACACAAACAAAGACAGGUUUUGAUGGAAUCACUCGAUGGCGCCUUCGCCUCUUCCUCACUCGCGCCGCUCCUCAAAAGUAUUCCUUCGGAAGAGCGCGCGAGGUUCAUCAAGGAUGCGAAGGAACACAUUGGAGACAGGUUUCGGGAAAUCGGCGUCGACGACAUGGGAGACAGGUUUCGGGAAAUCGGCAUCGACGACAUCGACAACAUGGAGCAGUACAUGGAGCAGUUUGGCCACAUGACGAAAUUCCUGGAGCAUAAGCUGAGCGAUAUACAAAACGCGCCCGAUGAGAUCAGGCCUAGGCUGAACCUGAACAUGAACGAGGCGCUGCAGGCGCUGAAGGCGCUGGACGGCAUCAGCGCCUGCAAGACGGGGCCGGCGCAGGAAAGAAUCGAAAAGUUGAGAUCAUUAUUCAUUGAGAUCAGAAAAGAUCUAGCAAAGGCGGCGAACGAGGAGGGUCCGGCGUCCGCGCCCAAUGCGAUUGUGUCUGGAGAAGAAGAGAAGACGUUCCUCGAAAUACUGGGAAGGCACACCCUCGAGAUGAAUCCGGAAGAUCCAGUGUCGCUCGCUUUUCCUGGUCAAAAAGUGAGGCUUUCCUUGCCGUGGAUCUGGGACGAACCCAAUCCUCACGAGAAAUUGACCCACCCCGCCUGGAACACCCCCGACGCUGCCGUUGUAUCCGAAACCCUCGCAUCCAGCUCCACACCCACACAAGACGCAUGUAUGCUCUUGUACAGUGUACCGCACGAGUGGAUCCGCGACUGGCAUCUGUUCCCCGAGAUUAGGGCUAACCCUAACCCCGAUGAGCAUCGUCAAGAUGUGGACGAGUCCAAUCACCGAAUUGCGUUCCGGCAGCUCGUGGCGACAAACCCCAAGGCGAAGAAGGACAUCGUCCUCAUACUGCACAAGCUGUUCAGGGAUUCUUACACAAUAUGGCAGAUCUUUGGAGGCGGCGCAGCAUUCAUCGAAUCUCUUGACUAUGCUUUCCUAGACCGUGACUACUACAACGACGCGCGGAUUGGUAGGCACGACAUCGCCGUGCCCGCGGCUGGUGAAACUGCUGAUGAACCCCCCAACAAUUGGCGUUCGUACAGGAAACUGCUGCAAAUCCUGGAGGUAUAUAUGAGCGUCGAGUGCCUGCGCGGAUUCAUCUUCUGGCGGGUGCUCCGUGCGAUGAAGGAGAUGUGGCAUCUUUCCACGCACCAGUUCUUUCCAAAGAAUGGUGAGUGGCCCAAAGACAGGACACUGCCGGCGGAUUUUGACUACGCCUCGCACGCGGUCAACCCCGAGGCAUUCUGGCCGGAUCACGCGGAGUUUGCGAAAUCCGAGGGUAUCUUUGAGGGUUUGGCGUACUCCAUCGUCACGAUGCUUGUUCGCGCGCACGAGCUGGAAAUUGCUGAUCAUCUCGACGAAGCGAACGGAUAUAUUGGCGACCAUUACCCGCUCGAGAAGCUGGAAUGGACUGAAUCACCUCCUGAUGAGCAGUUUGAAGAGGCGCUUGACAAAUGCGUGGGCUUCGGCAUCCUGUGCGAGAUCGCCAGGCUUGGCAUCCACCUCAAGCACCUGCAAGUGAAGCAAAAAAAUCCUCGGACCAAAAUCAAUCAGUUUGUGGCCGAUGUUUGUCCCUCCCCCGCUCAUCUCGUCUUCCACAAGAUUGUCUUCCACCUUCCAAAGCUGACGCCAAAUACACCUGUGUGGCACACGGAGUUGAUGAAGAUGCUCAUGGGACUUGCGAACGCCUCACCCGAGGUUAUCGAGAGGCAGUGCAGAUACCUCGACCUCAUCGCCGGUGUCGGGCUGGACGAUCUCGAUUCCGAUACGGCUGAAAAGCUUCGCGGCAGGGGCUGCGGGAGGCUGAUAUUAAUCGAUCCCGACUGGUGGAGAAACACAGCGUUCCUUGGCGAGUUAACGGAACACACCGUGAACGAAAAGUACUGGACAAAUGCGCGAACGACAGCAGACCAGAAGAAGGAGGACCAAUUCCAUGCGAGCACAAAGAUGGAACACUUCAUACGGUACCUAUAUCCCCUCAUGCCCGACGACACGAGGCAACACAUCACAAAGCCCGAGUUUGGAACCCUUCGCCCUGAACAUGUUCAAAGGAUCCGCGGCGUGUACUUCGAGGCGAUGCGCAGGCUCGUCCUGGAUGAACGCAGCGGGGAUUAUCUCGCAGACAAUUUGUGUGAUUUCGUCAGUGAGUGCAAGUACCCGACGAGUGAGCUUGACGCUGCGCUCGCAGCGUGCCUGGAGGUCAAACAGUCCUUCGACAACGACAAGAAGAACAUUCUUCGCAUCCGCAAAAUGCUGAUUAUUGGCGCGUGUCAUCAAGAGAGCGCGCAUUGGUAUUGGCAACUCGUCGGUGAGUCUCAUUGGAACAGGGUAGGGCUUUUGAAACAGGAACCAGACCGACAUCCUCGAGCUGGUAAGCUGGUGCGCUGGCUCCUGCAGCAGGCCAUGGCCAGAAACCCGGCAGCUGCGUCGGAAUUUGUCAACGACGCCUUCAUGAAAAUUGACUCCUACGAGGUUGCAAAAGUUGCACCUUGGGAAAUUUGCAUGCUUCCUGAAAUCGACCUGCCGCUCCUGUUUGAGUGCUGCCGCUACGUCGGCGUAAGGGAUCCCAAGUUCCCGCUGGCUGAUGAUGAUGAGAAGGCAUUCCCUUUUCAUAGGAUCUACGAAAAAGCCAUCGCGGCGCUCAACGCGGGGAUGAAGGAACCGGAGGAUCAAAAUCCCGAAGUUCGCUAUACCGGAGGAGGGUUUUGGUUUCAACCAAGCGUCAUCAGACACGAGCUUCGAGAGUGGCUGCUCCAGUCCCUGCAGACUCUUCGCACUCCUUGGCUGGAAGACCAUCCGGACAUUCCAGACAAGAAUAUUUUCAGAGCGUCGGGACCCCUCGUCGACGACAACUACGCAUCGGUGGGUCGCAGCAAUCGGACAAAGUGCAGGACAGACUGUCCGCAGUUUGCGGCUGCGGCUGGUCACGAACGUUUGGAUUCGGACUUUAUCACCACGGUCAUGUCAGUGGCGGAGUUGUGCCUGCGUGACAAGGACGGAACCCCUCGCAGGCAGAGUCAGCGCGUGGACGACACCGAGAGGGGUUACAAUCCCAAGUCACGUCAAGGGAGGUGUUCAAUCCAUUCGAGGUCAUUCGCCAGCAUGUCUAGAUCAGCGCGAGGUGUGUUUAAUUUCUCGCGUAUCGAUUUGGACAACGAGCUGCAAGAGAUGGAGUGGGUUCACUAUUACGGCGUGUACAAGGACCUCUUCGAGAUAUACGGCAACCCGUCGAUGAUGAGGGGAGACUCGCCCUUGCCUUUGAUGUGCGAUCAAAGGAUGAAGGACCCUUUUGUUGUGUACCAAGUGGGUGACGUGGAUUUUAACGACCCAGAAGUCGUCAAGCUCGAGAUUAUCAACAUUCUAUGCUCAAAGUUCCGCGAUUUGAGUUCCGCGGAACUUGGAUCUGGGCUCAGCACGAAGUUCCUACCGGAUGUUCGCGGGCUCGCCAUGCUCCUCUUGGGCGAGCCGUUCGUAGACCUCCGACAAGGUUUCCACUACCGUGCAAAUACCAUCAGAGAUCCCAUCACAGAUGAAGAUUCUGUCAACUACGGGCAUAGGUACGGGUAUGAGGGGGUGAUGAAACAAGAUGCCCUGCACUGUCACGUUGACGAAAUCGCGCCGUCCGAUUGGCUCGCUUUGUUUGGGCACAACCCAGUCCUGAAUAACAUGGUCUUUGCACUGGCGGCUCUGUUCAGCAGGCUCGGUGUGAGCGAAUCGGAGAUGCGACGCUUGAAACAUUCACUGUCCAUGAACCAGGAAAAGCUGGACAAGACCAACGCGUCCAUCGCCGAGAAGGCUGCGGAGCUCGGCAAGGAGACGAAGAAGAUGCAGGCUAAGGUUAUCGAGCAGGAGAAGAAACUCGAGAAGGCUGUCGCGAACCAUAACAACGACAUCGCGUCGCUCACCGCUGAAAAGAAGAAAGCCGAGGCGAUACUUCGAACCGCGCAGUCGCAGCUCGAGAUCUUACGCACCGACUCGGACAAGAACACCAAGGAGUGGCUCAAGAAGGAGAAGGAGUUUGAGCGCCGGUCCAAGGAGCUCCAGGUGCAAGUGACCAAGCUCAAGAAGGAGAAGGCCAGCGAGCAGCAGGCGCAGGAGCUCAAGACGGCUAACCAGCGCGUCGCCGCCGCGCAAGCGGAGACGAGAAAAAAGGAGCAGGAGUUGGUGGACGCUCGCACCGCCGCGGCCAAGUUUGAGCGAGAGGCGGAGGAGGCAACCGCCGCCAACCGCAAUCUCACGGAAAAGGUGAAGGAGCUCAAGGCUGAGCUGAAGGGCGCGCAGCAAGCCGCGACGAGGGCGCAGAGAGAAGCCGACGCCAAGGCCUCUCAGCAAACGGCGCCGGAUCCCAACCCGAUUCUCCAGCAGAAGGCCAAAGAGCUUCACGAGUUGGAACGAGAAAUGAAGAAACUGCAGGUAGAAUUUGCCAAGGAACGCAAGCGCAUGAAUUGGCUCUGCGGAAAUAAAAUGCAGGAGACGAGCGAAGAUGAUCUGGAACAGCUACAGCAGGUACACCGCGCAGGUCUCAUCGCGCUCGCCGAUGAGUGGCAUCGGAGGAGACUGCCGUUCGAUGCGUGGGUGUUUCGCGACGGCUUACCCGAGCCGUACUUUCCGAAGCAACCCCCGCGGCGAGAGCCGCAACAGCAGCAGCCCGCGCAGCAGCCGGCGGCGUCAGCCGCGACCACCGUGGUGGGAUCCAUAACCGGAACGCAGUAUCAGACGUCGCUACGGCCCAACCCGUUCCAGUCGCAAGCCGAUCGCGGCCUCGGCCCCGCCACCGUGCCCAUCGGCGGGGGUGGAUCCGGGCCGUCCUCCGCAGUGGGAAGCCCCGCGCGGGGCGCCGCCGUCGGAGCCGUCGUCCAUGGAGCGAGGAUGGCGUCCAUGGAGCGCGCUCAAACGGGAACACACGGAGGGGGUUUCUUCGGUUCGGUCGUCGGCGCCGCGACGGACGACGACGCGCUCGAGCCGGGGAUGAGCUCGACCUCGGCGGGGGAUGACGUCGACAUCGGCGGCGGCGCCGGCGCGACGGGCGGGUCGGGAUCCGGAUCGGAUGGUUUUCUGGAAAGUUCCGGGUUUCCCCGGGGCUCGCGAUUCCAGGGCCUGGGGAACGGCACGUGGAGCGGGGUAAAUUCCACGUGGCGGUGA